Molecule: messenger RNA, 975 nt
Organism: Mauremys mutica (yellowpond turtle)
Lineage: Eukaryota; Metazoa; Chordata; Testudines; Geoemydidae
Exons: 4
Coding region: 1-975 (324 amino acids)
Source: RefSeq, a predicted model, not a curated record
AUGUUAGAUGGGGUGAUCUCGCCUGGUGUGCAGUCUGGGACUGCGGUGGGCUGGCUGUGGACUCUCUUCCCCUCUUUCCUCCUGCUUGCCCCUGACUGCUGGGAGCCGAUCAAAAAAAAAAAAAAGACAAGAAGCUACAACAAGGAACAACCUACAAGCCAAAAACUAGCCAACAAGCAACUCACGAGCCAAUUAAGCCAAAAGCAAGCCCAAUUGCUGCAUAUUUUUCUGCGGGUUUGGCAUUUCUGUGCAGAGUGGCUUUUUCGGUGGUUAUUGCAAGGGGUCUGUAGUGAGUUGGUGUGGCUCCCCUCCUGCCCAGCAGAGGGAGCGCCCCUGCAGACACCCAAGUGGGCGGAGCCACCGCCGCCUGUUCCCGCCCCCCGGAAGUCAAGAGGCGGGACAGGAAGUAGAAAAGCUGGCCGCCAGAGCUCAGUCAGGGCCCAGCCGCUGCAGGGAGCAGACGUGCCACCUGGAGCUCGCGACUGGGAAACCUCCGGGACCCGAGGCAGUUGCCCGGACUGGCCGGAGCUUCCCCGCACCCGCUAUGAGGAGGAGCCGUCGGAGCCUCCCUGCGCCCGUUACUGGGAGGAGACGUUGGAGCUUCCCCGCGCCCACUACAAUGAGGAGCCGCCGGAGCCUCCCCGUCCCUGCUGUUACCCGGAGGAGCUGCCUGAGCCCGCCUGGCCGGACUUCCCCGAGGAGCUGCCAGACCUGCCACCAAGCCCCAGUCGAGAGGAACCUAUGCUGGUGGACUGGCUUGGGACGGAUACCAUGGACGAGUACCAAGAGAAAAGAAGUCACGCGUCAGUCUACUGUCCUCACACAAUGGAAAGGGAGCAAGAGCGACGAGACCACGAGCAUUGUUGUUGCGAUGCAAAAGCCGUCCAUCUAGAAAUCAUCGGGGAGCAGCAGCAGGAGGAGAAACUAGCAGACGCGGAUCUGAGCAGCCUGGACAUCCUUCUAAGCACAGAUUAA